Parascedosporium putredinis is the source of this 1410-nucleotide messenger RNA. The record is from the annotation of a GenBank genome assembly. NCBI's taxonomy places the organism in Eukaryota, Fungi, Ascomycota, Sordariomycetes, Microascales, Microascaceae.
AUGCCGGCCCGCAUUCACAAGUCCCCCUUCCGGGACCUCAACCUCGUCCAAGACGACCUCCUCUCCUUCCUCCUCUCCAACUCGCGCAACCACCCCGCGGACAAGCCCCUCUUCGUGGACGCCAUCUCCGGAGAAAGCUACACCUACGCCGAGACGAUACGGCGCACCAAGUCUCUCGCCCAUGGCCUACGCCAGCUCGGCGUGAAGCCCGGCGACAUCGUCGGCGUCCUCCACCAACUCACCGUCAGCGGCGCCCAGUACAUCAUCGCGCACGAAACCCUCAUCGACACCGCCCGGACCGCGGCCGCCAAGGGCACCAAGUUGCGCCACAUCCUGCGGGAUCGCCUCGCCACCACGUGUCCCUCCACGGAACCUCUCGUCUCCGUACCCAAGGAGCGUCUGGCCACCCAGCCGGCCUUCAUCUGCUUCUCGUCCGGCACGACAGGCGCGGCCAAGGGCGUCGAAAUCUCCCACAACAACGUCACGGCCAACAUCCAGCAAUGGCAGGAGCUCUACUACUCCGAGGUCGCCCCCAGCCCCACGGCCGUCGCCUUCCUCCCCUUUAGCCACAUCUACGCCAUCAACGCCAUCAUCUGCGGCGGCCUCUACCGCGGCACCACCAUGGUCGUGCUGCCCCGCUUCGACCUCGACGUCUACCUCCGCAGCAUCCAAAACUACAAGCCCGACGAGCUGCACCUCCGUGCGCCGCAUCAUGUCGGCUGCGGCGCCCUGAGCGCCGAGCUCGGCGACGCCGUGGAGAAGCGCUUCAAGGACGCCUACGGCACCACGGUGCACUGCCACCAGGGCUGGGGCCUGACGGAGACGAGCCCCGCCGUCACCGGUAUCCACACCAGCCACUGGCACAUGCGGAGGACCGUCGGCUGCGUCGGCCCCAACAUGGAGAUCCGCCUCGUCGACAACGACACGGGCGAGGACGUCACGGACUGGGCGCAGCAGGGCGAGGUGUGGGUGCGGGGCCCUAACGUCGUCAUCGGCUACUACGGCAACGAGGAAGCCACUAAGGAGUCGUUCCACGUCGACGAGGAGGGCAGGCGGUGGUUCAAGACGGGCGACAUCGCCACCAUUGACGCCGACGGCUUCGUCGUCAUCCGCGACCGCAUCAAGGAGAUGAUCAAGUACAAGGGUCUGCAGGUUAUCCCCAGCGAGCUCGAGGGCAAGCUCCUGCAGCACCCCACGUCGAGGACUGCGGCGUCACCUCGCUCGGACGCUACUCCCAAGUCCGUCGUGGACGGCAUCCACGCUUGGCUUAACGAGCGCGUGGCCAACCACAAGAAGCUCCGCGGUGGCAUCCGCGUCGUGGACGCCAUCCCCAAGAGCCCUAGCGGCAAGAUCUUGAGGAGGGUGCUCAAGGACUCGCUCAAGGCCAAGCCCACGGCCUCCAAGUUGUAG